AUACUUCAAGAGUAUGGUAUAAACAGAUGCGAGAUCUUUUGUUAUUGGUUCAGUAAACAAGAGAUACAAGUGUCGCCGAUUUUUGUUAACAUUCUUCCUUAUCGCUGUUUAUACUAUUGUUGUUAUUUUGUUAAGAGCGCCGCCCACAACCAUAAAAGCCGCAGAAACACCAACAAGUUACAGAUAGCAACUAGAUAGCCAGCAGCAAGAUGGUCCUUUCACGCUGCCUGCUAAUCUUCACUGUAUUGCUAGCGACCCUUCUAGUCCGUUUGCCCACUGAAGCGCAGAUCCUGGGCCGCGGCCAGUGCCGCCUCACCGCCAUCCGAGUGUCGGCGGGGGGGACAGUGUGCGAGAGACUCUGCUUUCGAAAAGACUACCGCGGUCCUCCGCUUCUCUGCAGCCGCAUCCCCAGGGAUGGAGUGGUUCCUGUCUGCGGGGCCGGUUGUUGCCGCAGCGGUCCCAACUGCCUGCAGUUGCUUUACUCCUAAGGUCGAUUGGUUAUCACGCAGAACGUGUCACCAAUUCAUACAAAUAUCUCAUCUUAAAAUUUUUGAAUAUUUCAGAAAAUUAAAAACUGCCUGCUAAUUAAAUAAUAUAAAAAGUAAUUUCUUUAAUAAAAAGGGUAUCAUGUUUGAUCCCAUAAAACGAUAAA
Molecule: messenger RNA, 652 nt
Organism: Drosophila yakuba
Lineage: Eukaryota; Metazoa; Arthropoda; Insecta; Diptera; Drosophilidae
Exons: 1
Coding region: 210-488 (92 amino acids)
Source: RefSeq, a predicted model, not a curated record